CAUAGCAGGCAAGCAGGCGCAUGCAAACAGACAGGCAACCACACCUGGAGGGAGCCAAGGCAAGGCUCGAGGACUCUUUCCAAGAAGCUUGGGAACCUCUCCCAUACUGAGACUGGUCGGAAUCGGGAGCAUUUGUGCACAGAUGGGAGAGCCUGUGUAUGCAGCAGGAGCCGCAGACUCUAGAAGGGACAUGGCUGGGAACCAAGGUGCUGUGGGAGCCGCGGAUUACUGUGCAGACACGGCCAAGUCCAAGAACCACACCACACACAACCAGUCCCGCAAAAGGCACAGAAAUGGCAUCAAGAAACCCCAGUCACAAAGAUAUGAAUCUCUUAAGGGGGUUGACCCCAAGUUCCUGAGGAACAUGCGCUUUGCCAAGAAGCACAACAAGAAAGGCCUGACUAAGAUGCAGGUCAACAAUGCAAAGGCAGUGAGUGCGUGCGCAGAGGCCAUCAAGGUCCUGGUGAAGCCUCAGGCCAUCAAGCCCAAGAUGCCAAAGGGAAGAAGCCACAAACUCAGCUGUCUGGCUUUCAUCGCUCACCCCAAGCUUGGGAAGCAGAUUCGAAGCUACAUGGCCAAGGGUCAGAGGCUCUGCCAACCAAAGCCUUAGGUUCAAACCAAGGCAGAGGCCAAAGCUUCAGCUAAGACCCAGGCUUCAGUUCCAGCCCAGGAUCCCAAAGGUGCUCAGGCCCCUGUGAAGGCCCCAUAGAAAAGGCUCCUGCCAGUGUGAAGACAGACAGACUGCUGUGACAUACCUACCCUCACACUAUU
Mus musculus (house mouse) is the source of this 771-nucleotide messenger RNA. Its product is annotated as predicted gene, 39147. The transcript is spliced from 3 exons. The coding region runs from base 143 to 610 and encodes 155 amino acids. NCBI's taxonomy places the organism in Eukaryota, Metazoa, Chordata, Mammalia, Rodentia, Muridae. The record is from RefSeq and is a predicted model, not a curated record.